UUUUAGAACAGUUUGUUUUGGACAUCAUUGACAUUAAAUGGUGAAAAGAUAUCAAAAUGACGAGUUCUUUGGCUAGCGAACUCCACAAAUUUUGUGGACAUUCGCAACGCCUACAAGAGAUCUUGGAAGAAACUAAGAAAUGUUUUGGUGACAUCAACAAUUCAGGCCAAUAUAAUGGCACUCAAAUUGUCAUGGCCGAAUUACUUAAAGAAGAAGAAACGGAAGUGUUGUCAUUGAUUGAAAAACCACAAACAAUAGUUGUACUUGGUCAAACACCAUACGCCAAAUCUAGAUUAAUCAAUGAACUGUUUUCAAUGCAAAUUCUUCCUCCAUUGGAUAACAAUAUUCAAUAUCGCAUGGUGAAAUUCAAACAUGGAGAAACUCAGACUGUUAGUUUGGCAUUACCAGACGACUAUGAUCUUGUGGAUAAUCUUGAGGCUUACAAUGGCCCCUGGAAAACUAUUCCACGUCAAGACCUAGAACUUUAUGAAUCGAGGAAGGAUGACAUCGCUAAAGACUCGGCCGUAUUAGAGGUAUCACUCAAUCAUCCUCUGCUGAGGUUUGGCACCACGUUGUUGAUGUCGUCGUCGAAACAUGAGACUGCAGAGGAAUGUUUAAAGGGUUGUGUUCAGGACGUUACACCUGUUAUAAUUUAUGGAUUUGUAACAGAACAACUUGCUGAUAAGGAUAUUGGAGAACUGAGUGAUUUAGCAAAGGUCACCAACUUUCAACCAGUGUGUUUUGUUAGAGUUCCUCCCCCUGGAUCUAAAACAGCAGACAUAGAUCCUCCAGAUGGUGCUCCUGAUUCUCCUGCUAGACCGAUACAUAUAUUAAAUUGUAACGAUGAAACCAAUUUCAUCUCCGAUUCCUCACCCUGUCCGUCCCCGUCCCAAACCUCCCGCAAGCUGCACGAUGGUCGUCCCGGAACAGCUAGUGAACAGCUUGUUUACUUGGGCUAUAUACACAAAUCAAACUCCACAGACUCCUUGACAAAGGUUUCUCGAAAAAAUCUGAACCAGGACUAUUACGAGGUAGAGAGUGAAUAUAUCGAACAAUUUCAAGCAUUUGUGAAAAAAUUUGCCACAUUUACAAAACAUGUACUCAAGAGUUACCUGGUCAAUGCAGCAACUGUGCUGAACAAUUCUCAUAAUCGGUGCUUAAAUAUGUUCAUACUAUCCGCUUUUGACAUGGCCCGAGACAUUUUAAUAACGCCCAAAAAAAUUGAGUUUGCUCGUGAAAAAGAGGAAGAUUUGUACAAGUCGUUACUACAGAUUUCUGUGUCCAAGUUAGAGGAUAUUAAGAGUUUGAUAUCUGGAACAAUCAGUAGUAUGAGGGAUGAACUUCUCAGUCAAGCGGCAGAAUAUGACUUUAUAGGUGUUGAUAUUGAUGAUGAUGGUAAAAUACAAACAGCAAAAGGUUUAAAGAUCUGUACCGGUCAGAUACAGGAACUGGUGCUUGGAAGACUAAACCACAAUAUCGCUGGAAAACUCAUUAGUUCCGUUAAUUUACUCCGUGAUUCAUAUACAGGAACAUUAACCAGGUGUUUAGAAAGUUUAGAAACCAAUGAAAAUAAUAGUCCUGAAGAAGCUAAAACAACCGAUGCUUUAAAACAGACGUUAAAUGCAGCAUAUCAAGUAGAGAUUACAGUUCGAUCAAGUUCUUCUUUAAUAAAAGUUUUAUUAGAACGAAUGAAACAGCUUGUUCGUUCUAUGCCAUGGAAUGCUCCACCUAAAAUUGAUGAAGAAUGGAAGAUGAAAGUAGCAUCGGAAAUGUUAAACAGUUUAAGUGAAGCAAGGUUGGCUAAGAGUAUAGCUGGUCAGAUUAAAGACAGAUUACAUAAAUCACAUGAGGCAUUCGGUGCUGCUUUAAAACAAUUAGAUCAACGUCAUUCAGGAAGAUUGGACAAGAUUGAAGAACAAAGAAUUAAACUUAGAAAAGUUCACGCUCCAAAAGUUUCUAAACUAGCUUUAGAGAGUACAUCACUUAGAGAUCAUGUACUGUUUGGAAUGCCUCAGAUGGGUCGUGAAAUAGGGCGUGGUCAGUAUGGCGUUGUUUAUGCGUGUGAGAAAUGGGCUGGCAGGCAUCCAUGUGCUAUAAAAUCUGUGGUACCACCAGAUGAAAAACAUUGGAAUGACCUGGCGCUAGAAUUCUUUUAUAAUAAAAAUAUACCUGACCAUGAGAGAAUAGUGGCGUUACGUGGGUCUGUGAUAGAUUAUCUGUAUGGAGGGGGGACAAGUCCUGCAGUAUUAUUAAUCAUGGAUAGAUUACAGAAAGAUCUGUAUACAGCUAUACAACUUGGUUUAGACUGGAGUAGUAGAUUACAGGUUACUAUAGAUGUAGUAGAAGGGGUGAGGUUUUUACAUGGACAAGGUUUAGUACACAGAGAUGUCAAACUAAAAAAUGUUCUGCUAGAUGAGAAAAAUCGUGGUAAAAUAACUGAUCUGGGUUUCUGUAAACCAGAAGCCAUGAUGAGUGGUAGUAUUGUAGGUACACCAAUACACAUGGCACCAGAAUUAUUCAGUGGACAUUAUGAUAAUAGUGUUGAUGUUUACGCUUUUGGUAUUUUAUUCUGGUACGUCUGUUCUGGUCAUGUCCGUCUGCCUUCAAACUUUGAACAAUGUGCUAAUAAAGAUCAACUAUGGCAAUCUGUCAAAAAAGGUUUGCGUCCAGAAAAACUACCUACUUUUGAUGAUGAGUGUUGGUUAUUAAUGAAGGCAUGCUGGGAAAAUGAACCAAUGCGUAGACCGUUUCUAGGAGAUGUAGAAGAAUCUCUGAAAGGAAUAUUCGAAAGGUUUAAGAAAAGACCACCAUCAAAUAUUAAGAAUAAAGAGAGCAGAAAAAUUGAUAAAAAUUCACAGCGUAAUAAAUAGAGACUGGAGUUAAAAUAAACAAAUUCUUUGGUUUCUUGGGAAAUAUAUUUAAAUUAAAAUUUCAUCAAAUGAUCUACUAGCAGAAACAAGAUUAUUGUUCACGGACAUCUUGCUUAACUCCCUUGUUCUAUUUGUGGAAUUGGGUGCCUGAGUGUAAUAGAUCAUAAGAUCUGCCACUGAGUCAAGUGACGUAGUUUCUAUCGCACACUGGUACGUGACAUGGAGUAUGGUUGCCUGCCUAUACUUAUGGGUUUUCACCAGGUUUUCCGGUUUCCUCCCACUGCUAAAAACCCUACCCUCAAGUGAAUUAUUGAAAUAUUAAAUAUCUACCAUAUAUCGGUCCCGAAAUGAUCUACUUUAUAGAUAUUUCUGUUUGAUUGUGUACAGAAAUGAAAAAAGUCAAAAUGUAUUGAUGGCCAAAAUUAGUUUAACAGAACACAAUAUAUAUGGGAAACAAUCACUGGUUUAAUUCUAAAAGCAUCAUGUUUUGACAAGUAUCUUCUUAUCAUUAUCAAGCACAAUGAGUUUAUUGUCUAUGGAAAUUUAUUUCAAUAUAUAGGGGGUUUGAAUCAUGAUCAGUAAAAAGAAUGAUUUAAGUGGUGUUUAAAACCCUGUAAAAGUCUUCAUUAUUGGAAAAUGCUCCAAAUGUGACAAAAAACAAUCUUACAAACUAUGUUUAUGUCAUCUAUUUGUUACAAAAAUAUCUAGUCAUUCAAAUUCAGUGUGAAUAUAAGUUUCUGUAACACAAGGAUACUGAGAAUGGUGGUAUAUGGUACUAGCAUAUUCUUGGUAUAUGGUACUAGAAUAUUCUUGGUAUAUCAUUCUAGAAUAUUCUUGGUAUAUGGUACUAAUAAUUUUUUGAUAAAUAUGGUACUAGCAUAUUCUUGGUGUAUGGUACUAGAAUAUUCUUGGUAUAUGGUACUAGCAUAUUUUGGGUAAAUAUGGUACUAGAAUAUUCUUGGUAUAUGGUACUAAUUAUUUUUUGGUAAAUAUGGCACUAGCAUAUUCUUGGUGUAUGUUACUGGAAUAUUCUUGGUAAAUAUGGUACUAAAAUAUUCUGGUAAUUCUUGGUAUAUAAUACUAGAAUACUCUUGGUUAAUGUCAUACUAAAAUAUUCUUAGUAAAGUACUUAGAUAUUUUUAGUAGGCCUAUAUGAUACGCUAUUAAAAUACUAUGGUACCAAAAUAUUUUGUAUUUUGUCAAUGUUUUUGCUUGUAAAUAACUAUUUAAUCAAUUUACUUUUGUCUGUGUGUCAAAUUGUGAUAAAAUAUAAAAAUACAGUUAGUGUAAAAGAAAUAAAGGUGUUUUGAAAUUGAUAUCAUGCAGGCUGUCAUUGAGAUAAUGAAUCAUUAUUAUUAUGAAACAUAUUACCAUUUAUCUACAAUGACAAUCUGAUUAAAAUACAGAUCUAUAUUUCGUUUCGUUUUUUUUUUUAUACUUUCGAUGGCCUACACUACAUUAAGAUCUGACCGUCAGAGGUCAUACGGGAGGCUUUUGACCCUAUGAUGUCAGACAUUUGAUUAACCAAUCAGCAUUGAGGUUACUGGUGGAUUACCCACAGUUCUGUGCAAAACAUGCCUAAAACUUGCCAUAACAGACCGUUUCAUUGACUAAUAGCUCACAUCAUUCAGAACACGUCAAUGAUAACAACUCUUCCAGAUCCUAGUGUAGUAAAGACAAGUAGAACGAAAUAGGAUCUGUGUUUUAAUCAGAUUGCUACAAUGAUGAAAUGAAAUGGGGUUUAACUUUUAACGUCAUAUUUUUAUGCUCAAACUAUGCGGAUGAUGGCAGGCAUAUAACUUACAGUGUCUAGUGGAUCUGAUGGGACGAAAAACAAAGGUCCAAAUGAGCUCUCUUGGGAUUGGAGCAAGUAAUAGAACCCUGACAAUUGAAAGUUCUGGUGUCUGGGCAAAAUUUCCCCCACGGGACAUUGAUGCAGAAAUGUAGGGUGCUAAACCCUAUUUCACUGGGUUUUUUGACAAUGUUGAAGAUAAAGUGGUAUCAAUAUUGACAUAAUAAUAAAAAGGGGGGAAAACCCAUCAUAAUAGCUGGAUUAUUACCAAGUGUUAUUAGAGUAUUGUAAAUAUAUUAGUUUUUUUCUGUUGUUUGUUUGUUAGAUUGUAAUUUUAUUUGUUGACAUUUAGUAGGAUGAAGUUCGCAUGUUUGAGAAUCUAGAAAAUUGUAAGUAAACAUGUAAUGAAGGAUUCUUUAAAACAUGUAUUUAUAAGAGGCUAAUCUUUGCCUCGUAUGUUGAUUGUUAUAUUUUGCCCGAACACUAUUUAUUCAAUAUAAAGACACAUCAAUUCACAUUUGCCCUAUCUGUUUUUGCCGGCUGUAGUCUUGGUCAGCAAGUUGUCAGUUUGAAGAACAAUAUAUGUCAUAUAGUAAGGUGUGUUUGUAGAGUAGAAUUACAUAUUUGAUAUAUCUAGAAAAUCUACCAUGUCAAUAUAACAUAUGACACAAUUAUAUGGAAUACAAGAUACUUGAAGAAUUUAUUUCAGCGAUGUUUCAACAAGGGUUCCGCCGUCUUUGCUUGAUGAAGACAGGAGAACCCUCGUGAAAAUAAAUCCUUCAAAUUACUUGUAUUCCGUAUAAUUGUGUCAUGUGUUAUUCUCAGUCAAUAUCAAUUAUUGAUAUAUCACUGGUUUGAAUUAUUCACUAUUCACUUACAAAGAGGUUAAAGAUGCAUUGUGUAAGAUUUAGAUAAAGAGCUAGCUGUUUUUGCAAUAAUAAUUCAAAAACAGAUAAUGCAAGAUGAAUAUAUUGAAAAUUUCCUUCAAAUUGCACUAUUCUGACCGAAGUUAUCACUGUUUGUAGUUUUAACAAGAUGUGUGCAUUGAUUGUUUAUUAUCGUAACCACAGUUCUGGUUAUUUGAGACUUAGCCUUGCUUCUCCAUUUUUAAAUUAAAUCAUUAAAUGGCCAAACUGUUCUAAUCUACUUAAAAUCUCUGCCAUUCGAUGGCCUAGAACGUCGAUUAUGGUCUUUUCAUGUUAAUAAAUGUCUAAUUAAUAAUAUAUGUAACAUUUAAGGUCUAAAGAAAGAUCUGCAAUAGGCAGAUUUAGCUCUUGAAUAAUGCAUCUUUAACUAUCCAACCAAAGAGUCUUUUAAUUAACUCAUCAAUAUGUACAUGCUUACUGUGUGCUAAUAUGAAGAUAAGUUAUAAAAUUAGUGCUUUUCUCUUUUAAGUUUUAUCAAUUGUGCUUAAAGGAGUCAAAUCUUUAUUGUGUUGGUCAGUAUAAAUUAUAGAAUCGGGAUGAUCUGAUGUGUUAUUUAGAUUUCUGAUAGAGAAAUAUCUAUACCAUUCAUAUUUCAUUUCAAUAAUUUUUUAGUUCAAAAUUUGACUUUCUGUGUUGACAAUGUAACACAAAAUCAAUCAGAUCCAAUGAAAUCCAUUUUGACCCAAAUCAAAGAUUUCUGGAAAAUUUUAUUUUGGAAUAGGCUACCCUGAUUUUUU
Patella vulgata (common limpet) is the source of this 6325-nucleotide messenger RNA. RefSeq names its product dual serine/threonine and tyrosine protein kinase. Lineage: Eukaryota; Metazoa; Mollusca; Gastropoda; Patellidae. The transcript has 13 exons. Gene Ontology annotation, biological process: protein phosphorylation. The record is from RefSeq and is a predicted model, not a curated record. Bases 57 to 2870 code for a protein of 937 amino acids. Gene Ontology annotation, molecular function: protein kinase activity; ATP binding.